AUGGCAUCUCCCCUCGCAGCGAACAAUGCGUUCGGCGCGGGUAGCCCCCAUUGGAACCUCCCCUUUCCGGCUGGCAACAUUACGGCAGCCGAGCUCAUGGCCUAUCUCCCCCACUGGCUGAAGAGCAUCGAUGUCAUCGACCGCUUCGUUACCAAUGGUGGAAAAUCUGUCUCCAUCGCCGCAUUAAUCAACGAGUUCAGGAACCUGCCCGGUGACGGCGUGUUCCGCCCAAACUCUGCCACAGUCAUGAUGUCUUACGGCAUGCGUCGAGCCAAGUUCCAUGACUGGACAGUGGCGACACACUUCAAGUUCAAGCGGCCGGACCCCAAAAUGCUCGAGAAAGACCUUAACGUAGAAGACUUUCGAGCACCGCGGGAGACUCACCCUAAGAGUGCCCCUUCAGGAGUAGCAUCAACCAAUUUUAAACAGAACAGGGAGGCAGAUCCGAUUGAGUUUCAGUCCCUUGCUCGGCACGUUAAGACCCAUCCGGCCGGGGACGAUGCCCUCGAUCUUGCGCGCUGUGUAGCUUACGCACUCUCUCACCCGUCCGAGAAAUGGUACUUUCCCACGGACUUUGAGGCCAUGGUGAAUAAGCUUGGCGGACCCGCACCGGUUACCAACGCUCACCACGAUCGACAAAUCUUCGCCCGCCGCACAGGGUUCACUAGCGGUUCUUACGCGCCAGCGUCGGGUUCACCAUUGAAGCGUAUGAUGGGUACAGACGGUACGGUUGAGCCUGGCGGUCGGAGGAAGAGCGGAAGGCUGGCGAAGAAGGCCACUGUUAACUUUCGAGACCACGGCUCGGACUUUGAGGACAACGACGAUGUCGCAUCCCCUCCAUCUGGCUAUUCCACUCCAGCAAAGCGCCGUAGACUUGCCGGACUGCCGCCCGUUCGCGCAUCGCCUCUCAACGAUAGCGACUUCCACCAGGGCGACUCCGAGUCUGACGAGGAGAUCCCAGACGCCGAGGUGGUCAGCGAAGAUGAACUCGUCUCACCCAUCAAAGGCGCUCGUGGUCGGGCCGCCGCUCUCAAGGCGCGCGAGGUUAUCCGCGACAUCACUUCUGAGACUCAGCGCAACAUCGACGUUCUCGCCAAACAGAAGGUCAACACGACAAUCUCACCCAACAAGCCCAGCAUGUACUCUGCUCCCGUGACCAGGCCAGAAGUUGAAGUCAGCCCCGAGAUGAUGGAUCUGGCACGCGCCUUCCCCUUCGGCAAGCCUGUCUUCCUCAAGCCGCCCGUUCUGUCCGAGAAUCGUCUCCGCGUCGACUCAUCCUCGAUCUACCUGUAUGCUGCCGACGGAGCUAUCACUUCGCAGGACAUGUGGGCUAGCGCCCUGUCUUCCACCCGCUUCAACGGUCCGCGUCGUCACGCGCCUUUCCGUGAGUUGCACCGCUUGACCGACCCGAUGCCGAUGGAUGUCAGCGACUGGGCCGAGAACAUCCGCUGGGCCAAGGAGCAGUAUGCUCUCUACGGUAGCAAUACGUGGACUGAGUACGAUUACCACCUUCAGCUCAUCACAGAGCACCGUAGGGCGGUCUUCUGGGUCAGCGACCAGCUUAUCUCCUUCGGUUGA
This is a messenger RNA of Parastagonospora nodorum SN15, 1578 nucleotides long. RefSeq lists its product as hypothetical. The transcript is spliced from 4 exons. The coding region runs from base 1 to 1578 and encodes 525 amino acids. NCBI's taxonomy places the organism in Eukaryota, Fungi, Ascomycota, Dothideomycetes, Pleosporales, Phaeosphaeriaceae. The record is from RefSeq and is a predicted model, not a curated record.